Messenger RNA from Vicugna pacos (alpaca), 615 nucleotides. RefSeq names its product coiled-coil domain containing 169 (gene CCDC169). NCBI's taxonomy places the organism in Eukaryota, Metazoa, Chordata, Mammalia, Artiodactyla, Camelidae. The record is from RefSeq and is a predicted model, not a curated record.
AUGGGGGAUGGAAGACGUGACAACUUCAAAAGUAUGAGCACUGAACGCCUUAAACUGGAGUUAUUGGAAGAAAUCCAUAUGAAAGACUUAGUACAAACCUCAAUAUUUGAAAUAAGACACAAGAUAGUGGAACUGAAAGCCAAACUCAUUAUUGACAAUGGAUGUAGUGAAUGGAAAACCCGUUAUGAGACACACCUUGAGCUGAAUGAUCGACUAGAAAAGCAAAUUGCUACUCUCAGAGAGAAAAUGGAAAAACUCCGUGGAAAUCCUUCAGAUAGAUUAUCUUCUAUUCGUGUCUAUGAGCAAAUGCCAGUGGAAUCCUUAAGUAAUUUACUUAGACAGCUAGAAAAAGAAAAAAGGAUCCUUGAAAAUCGAGUGAAAGACUGUGCACUUAGACUGGAACAAGAAUCAAAGGCUUACCACAAGGCCGACAAUGAACGCUGUAUAUACCUAGCUAAGGUAUCUCAGCUCUAUGGCUCAUACCAAGGUUCUAAAAGACAACCAAUGAAUCAACUGCAUAGAAUGAAAGAGAAUCCAGUGAAAACAGGAAGAUAUAACCCAGCUAAUCAGAAGAUUGUAAAUACCAAGAGAGGACCAGCAAAAAAGAUUACAUGA